Molecule: messenger RNA, 1265 nt
Organism: Drosophila teissieri
Lineage: Eukaryota; Metazoa; Arthropoda; Insecta; Diptera; Drosophilidae
Product: E3 ubiquitin-protein ligase KCMF1
Exons: 1
Coding region: 115-1167 (350 amino acids)
Molecular function (GO): zinc ion binding
Source: RefSeq, a predicted model, not a curated record
CAUGUCAUUGUAUAGAUUCGAUUUGUUGAAAUUCAGAACCCCUUUGCCCGUUUUUUCGACCAGAGUUUAGGUCUAUUCGCUUAGAACGCUGAGAAGUUAGCUCACGGAUCAAGGAUGGGCCACCGCAACAUUUGCUGCGACGGCUGUCAGAUGACGAAUCUGCGGUGUCGCCGCUUCCGGUGCUUGCGCUGCGUGAACUACAACCUGUGCGGCAUUUGCUACGAUCAGCGGAUAGAAACCGAAGAGCAUUGCGUCAAUCAUCCCAUGCAACUGAUCUCUGACCCGGACGAUCUGGGUCUGCUGCUUAACGGCGAGGUCCCAGAGCUGAUCCACCUGUCCGAUUGCUUCAGCUGUCCACACUGCGGCAUACUUGGCCUCUCGGCAAAGCGCCUAAUCGAGCAUGUGUACAUGCAACAUCGGGGCUCCGAUGAGUACGUGGUCUGCCCCAUGUGCACUGGCCUGCCGGCCGUCGAACUGGUGGCCAUUCGCAACCUGUCCAAACACCUCCUGCACGACCACAUCGAUCACGCCAACUUCCUAGAGCCCGACUCCCCGCCUCUACGCCGCAUUUUCUCCCGGAAUCACACACGCCAGCGCCGCCAGUCACAGCAGCCAGCAACUCCGCAUUCAAGGGCAGUAGAUAUGCUCUUACAGCUGCCGACUGCACCUGUGAGCACCGAUCAGCAGCUCCUUAGCAGCAUUGAUCCUCCAGAGGCUGCCAAUCCAGAGUCCCAGACGUUCAGCUUGACUGUCGUGGAACCUUCCGAAGAGCACGACGAGCGAUACCUUCUACUCCCGUGGAUGGCACAGCAGAAAGUGCGGUGCCAGGAUACGGAAGUGGACGAGUGUAGUAGGCGGCGGCACACCCUCUUCGCCGAGCACUUGCUCAUUUCCAUGCUGUGCUGCGAGGAGCUGCAGCUGCCGGAGAUCGGCAGACAGAGGCACGAACGGAAUUCAGAGGGCGAUCUGGAUCGGGAAAAGGAGCACAGUCUGUCCAAGGUCAUGUCGGUGAUGUCGCUGCCGUGGACCAGAGUUUGGCAGGCCACCCAGCUGAGCGGAUCGGAGGGGGAAGGCGAUCCACAGGGAGCCGGAAAAGAUGGGGUCGAUCUGGUCAAGGUUAAGAUCGAGGAGUACAAAAGGGUAGCUGCGGAGGAGGCCAUCGAUUAGGCGACUCGAGAUUGUGUCUCUUCUUUCAAGCAUGUUGAUUAAGCUUUGUGGUUGCGUUAUUCAUUUCGAAGAAAAACUAAAUUUUUGUGAAAAUUUGA